GCAGAAGAAGAAGAGGAAGAGGAGGAAGAAGUCUUGUGUCUUUUUGCAGAAACCUUAACUGUUUCUGAUCUCGGUAAAUCUUCGGAUGAAUGAAUUAAAGCUGUGCGCGCUCCCGUCAGGACCACGUAGCGCUUUACACGUCAGACGCAUGGGACGUCACAUCCCCGCCCCUCCGCGUGCUGUCAUGUGUGAGUGCAAACGGGCUGCUGUUGAACCGAGUUCUCGGGUUAAUGUUUGACUCCUGCAGGGCCACAUGAAGUAUAGACUGGACGGGGUGUUGAACCCAGUCCGAGCAGGCCCCGUAGACCAGUUUGACCAGCACUAGAGAGAGUAAACCAGUAAGAUGUCAGCAGCAGCGGUGAGAGCAGCUAAACAGGCUCUGAGGAGAGAGAUCCGACGGAGAGUGUCAGCUCUGAGUGAGGAGGAGAAGAGGAGACAGUCAGCAGUCCUCUCUCUGAAGCUGUUCAAACACCCUAAGUAUGUGUCCAGUCAGAGGAUCGCCGUGUUUCUCAGCAUGCACGAUGAAGUACACACUGAGGAAAUCAUCAGAGCCGUGUUCAAAGAGGGGAAGAGCUGCUUCAUCCCCCGAUAUGAGAGCAGCUCCAGUCACAUGGACAUGCUGCAGCUGAGGAGUCUGGAGGACAUGAGGGCGCUGCCGCUGACGUCCUGGAACAUCAGACAGCCUGCAGAUGACGACCACAGCAGAGAGGAGGCGCUGUCUGCAGGGGGGCUGGACCUGAUCCUGAUGCCUGGGCUGGGCUUCGACCGCUCAGGGAACCGUCUGGGGCGAGGGAAAGGUUUCUACGACACGUACCUGGAGCGCUGCAUCAGACACCCCAGAGGGAAACCCUACACCAUCGCCCUGGCCUUCAAGGAGCAGCUGUGUGAGGAGAUCCCCGUGGACGCCAACGACGUCCUCAUCGACGAAGUCCUGUACGAGGAAGACCAUUGACUCUUCAUCAGCGUGGCCGGUCCAGGGUCCCAGUUUAACUGAAGCUAGACCUCGGUCUAAGUCUGAGUGCAAACGGUUCAGGUCCUUCAGCAGAACACGGCCCUAUGUGAGGUAAACCCACGCUCACCUGGCUAAAGGUGAGACAUCAGGUCUGUCCCAGACCACAUUUAGACCAGAUCAGGGACUGGGCCGGAUUAUUUCACAUUCUGCUGUCAGUAGAGAAUCAUAAAUGUGAGAGAAGACAGAAAAGGUCUGAUGUCUGUAAAUGUCUGCGGUCAAUAAACCUGAAGAGAGGAG
Cheilinus undulatus (humphead wrasse) is the source of this 1249-nucleotide messenger RNA. It is a transcript of the gene mthfs, whose product is annotated as 5,10-methenyltetrahydrofolate synthetase (5-formyltetrahydrofolate cyclo-ligase). Gene Ontology annotation, molecular function: 5-formyltetrahydrofolate cyclo-ligase activity. The transcript is spliced from 3 exons. Bases 344 to 952 code for a protein of 202 amino acids. Gene Ontology annotation, biological process: tetrahydrofolate interconversion; folic acid-containing compound biosynthetic process. Lineage: Eukaryota; Metazoa; Chordata; Actinopteri; Labriformes; Labridae. The record is from RefSeq and is a predicted model, not a curated record. Gene Ontology annotation, cellular component: mitochondrion.